Molecule: messenger RNA, 651 nt
Organism: Fulvia fulva
Lineage: Eukaryota; Fungi; Ascomycota; Dothideomycetes; Mycosphaerellales; Mycosphaerellaceae
Exons: 1
Coding region: 1-651 (216 amino acids)
Source: RefSeq, a predicted model, not a curated record
AUGAGCCAGCCCCAACAAUGCUUCCUUCUCACGAGACUACCCCGUGAGCUCCGUGACCGCAUAUACAUCGAAGUCUUGGUCGCCAUCGACGACAUCAACAUCGAAAACCUCGAGUACGACGAGCUAUGGAGUCACGAAGAGUUCCCCGAGCCUGGUCUCCUACGCGCCUCACGCCAACUGCGCUAUGAAGCAUUACCAGUCUACUACGCCCACAACAUCUUCCGCGCCAUCGUCUUCGAUGAGGACUCCACGCCUCCCCUCCGAUGGCUCUCCUCCAUAGGCCAUGCCGGCCGCAAGGCCCUCCGCCAACUCGUGAUCCAGUAUCAGAUCUCACCAGGUACGAGGCAUCAACUUGAACAGGACAUUGAGUUUAGCUUACAGGGAUCGAUCCUUUCAGCCUUGCGGGCGAUUCUGGGCCAUCAUAUGCAACGGUACGGCCGGGCAGGUUGUGUGAAAUUUGCGCAGAAUGUCGGGAGGUUCCCGGAUUUGAGACUGGAGAGUGUCAGGCUUGAUACGGGGAGUCCUGACCCUGAGCCGGUGUUUGAGCAUAAGAAGCAUCAUUGGAGGGUGGAUAUGGAGAGACAUUUGGACCGGGCGAGAACUGAUAGGGCGCUGGACGCGGCGUUGGAAAAGACGUUGGCGGAGGGAUGA